AUGACUUUGAUGGAGAAGAUGACAUGGGAUGAUUAUCCCUAUUCUAAUGAAAAUAUGGGAGAAGAAGAUUGCAAAAGAUCUUGCUUAGAGGAUUGCAAUUGUGAUGCGGUGUUGUAUAAGUCAAGUUCUUGCUCAAAACAAAAGCUUCCAUUGAAAUCUGCCAGCAGGGAUCAAGGAGAGUCGUCCUCUUUCAUAGCUUAUUUCAAGACGGGCCAGAGAAAUAUCACCAGCAAUAAUAAUGGUUCAUGUGUUUUUCUGGCAAUCUCGGGGUUUUUCAUUUUUAAGUACCGAGUUGCGAAAUACAAAAGGCUAUUGAAAACUGGGAAAUUUGGCUUGAACGAUGAGCUUACUCUGCGAUCGUUUUCAUACUAUGAGCUUAAAAAGGCCACCAAAGGGUCUAGAGAAGAGUUGGGCAGGGGCUCAUUUGGUGCAGUAUAUAAAGGGAGUUUUCACAGAGGCGAAAAACUUGUUGCUGUGAAAAGGUUGGUGAAUGAUGGUAGUGAAAGAGAAUUCAGGGCAGAGAUGCUUGUGAUUGGUAGAAUUCAUCACAAGAACGUAGUGGGAUUGCUUGGUUAUUGUUAUGAGGACUCCAAGAGGCUUCUUGUGUACGAAUAUAUGAGCAAUGGCUCCCUGGCAGAUCUCUUAUUUCGUGCUGAAAGGUCCCCUGAUUGGAAUGAGAGAGUAAGAAUUGCAUUAGAAGUUGCUGGAGGAAUCCUUUAUCUCCAUGAUGAAUGUGAAGCACCUAUAAUUCAUUGUGAUAUAAAGCCGCAAAGCAUUCCGAUGGAUGAUUUUUGGACGGCUAAAAUCUCCAACUUUGGGCUGGCAAAACUGUUAAUGCCAGACCAAACAAGGACAUUCACAUUGGUGAGAGGGACAAGAGGCUACAUGGCACCAGGAUGCUCAAAGAAUAUCCCAGUAUCAGUGAAAGUAGAUGUUUACAGUUACGGAGUUCUGCUCCUUGAAAUUGUUUGCUGCAGAAAAAAUUUGGAUGUUAAUGUAUCAAAACCAGAAGAAAUAGUUCUUAUUCAUUGGGUUUACAAAUGCUUCAUUGAUAGAGAGUUGAAUAAGCUUGUCCAUGGCGAAGAAGUAGAUAAGAAGACAUUGGAGAACAUGGUUAAGGUGGGGCUCUGGUGUGUUCAAGAUGAAGCAGCUCUUCGUCCUUCAAUGAAGAGUGUAGUGAUGAUGUUAGAAGGGAUUACGGAUGUCUCUAUUCCUCCUUGUCCCACUUCCCCUCUCUAG
Messenger RNA from Pistacia vera, 1239 nucleotides. Its product is annotated as G-type lectin S-receptor-like serine/threonine-protein kinase RLK1. The coding region runs from base 1 to 1239 and encodes 412 amino acids. The transcript has 2 exons. Gene Ontology annotation, molecular function: ATP binding; protein kinase activity. Lineage: Eukaryota; Viridiplantae; Streptophyta; Magnoliopsida; Sapindales; Anacardiaceae. Gene Ontology annotation, biological process: protein phosphorylation. The record is from RefSeq and is a predicted model, not a curated record.